Molecule: messenger RNA, 606 nt
Organism: Colletotrichum acutatum
Lineage: Eukaryota; Fungi; Ascomycota; Sordariomycetes; Glomerellales; Glomerellaceae
Product: CSL zinc finger-domain-containing protein
Exons: 1
Coding region: 1-606 (201 amino acids)
Source: RefSeq, a predicted model, not a curated record
AUGACGUCUUCAUCCGCGGCUCCGGGACAAGGGCACACUCACUACACUAUCCUGGGUAUAAGUCGCAAACUCGUCCAGGAACAGUCAACGACGGCGGGGCCGCAGCAAAUCAUCAAACGGGCCUACCACCGCGCCCUCCUCCAAAACCACCCAGACAAAUACCCACAACUCAAGAGUACUCCUGCCACCAGCACAACCACCCGAGCACCCUCUUCUUCUGCUUCUGCCGCCACCUUUUCAAUCGACCAAAUCUCAUCAGCCUACAAGGUCCUCUCGGACCCAAAACAAAGGGCAGAAUACGACCGCGCCCUGGACCUGGCGCCCAACAACCAAGGUCUCCAGCGCGGCGACGGGGACGAGGAAAAGGCCUUUCAGACGGGUAUCGAGGUCAUCGACCUCGACGAUCUCGAAAUCGAAGAGCCUCCGUCAGACGAUCCCGAGGCAGAGUGCAGCUGGUACCGCAGCUGCCGGUGCGGCAACCCGCGCGGCUUCCUCUUUACGGAGGCAGACCUGGAAGAGGCGGGCGAGAACGGGGAGCUGCUCGUCGGCUGUCAGGAUUGUAGUCUUUGGAUGAAGGUGCAUUUUGCUGUGGUCUCGGAUGAUUGA